CAACACACGAAGGACAAGCAACUGAAUCCCAACAAUGGCAGUCCAGGAGGCCAACAAGGAAGUGCCACCGGAGAAGGCGGACGAUGGCACUGGCGGAGUGGAGGCAGAUGAUGUGGCGGAACACCUGCAGGGAGCUGUGGAAGCCUCCUUCCGACUGAAGCGUAUCCUCAGUGAAGACCUGAAGGCGGCCAUUGUCCGGCACCGCGAGGGCCUGAAACGGCCUCGCUUCGAAGCGCCCCGCGUGGGGCAAGAGGAGUCCGGGCGAAUCGACCGCAUUCUCAGAAAGUGGGGCUUGCAAAGCGAGUCGGUGGUGCGUCAUGUUUUAGAAGGUCUAUCCCUCUUUGAGCUCCGUGAGUUGGAGAACUCUGGGUAUUAUCCGGACACCACCAACGAGUGGCGUGGACCUGCGGAGCUGUCAGCUGUUCACAUCGCACAGAUGCGAGAGAUGCUGGGGCCCAGUGGCGCGGCCGUGGACCCAAUCCAAGCCUUCCGUGCGCAUUGGAAUCUGGACGGCACGCAAGAAGUGCGACUGCGGCUUUUGUGCCACAAGGACGUGCGCUACGUCAUGCGGCACUACGACGGAACACGGCCGUUGGAGCAAGUCAUGGAAGAGGCGAAGCCCAAGCCGCCCUUGAAAGGCUUGACGGAAGGAGCUGCGCCCAGCUUCCCCUCGGGAUCCAAGGCCAUUGGCCGCUUCUACCGCCUGGAGAUCAUUGAUCCCACCACUGACGCAGUGGUCUUUGGCGAUGCCAACUUGUCCUUCGCACUGAACCUGGCGCGACACCGAAAGGCACUGGGCCAUGUGGGACGCAUCAUUGCGACGACCUUCGAAAACUUGGAGACGCUUCGUGAACGUUACACCGAGUCCGGGCUCCCCGCCGCGGGCGUUCGCGCGCGCGCGGAACGAAGAG
Messenger RNA from Durusdinium trenchii, 911 nucleotides. Lineage: Eukaryota; Dinophyceae; Suessiales; Symbiodiniaceae. The record is from the annotation of a GenBank genome assembly.